AUGGCUUUCCUCGGACAGACGCUGGGCUCCGCGGUCAGGCGCUACUCGCGAGGAGCAGCCAAGGUACGGGAGGGGAGAGGCGAGGCUGCGCCCCUGCCCGGGGAGCAGCUUUGCGAAGCCAACGCCGCGGCGCUCCGCCCGUGCGCAAAAAGUCGGGGGCGAGCGGCGGCGGCUGCCUUGCUUAAGUCCUGCAAACAGAAUGGCGUGCAAGUCUUUCUCUUUUCCUGCUGCUUGUGUGUCGCUCUGUCCACCCCUCCCGGCUGUUCCUUCUCCUGUCACCUUCUGUCUGUCCUCUUCCAGGAAUGGCUGACGGGUGAUUUCCUCGAUGCCCUGAGGGCGGUGGCAGGGCCAACCAAUGUGUCUACAGCCGCAGCGGUUUGCGAGCAACAUGGCCACGAUGAGUCCAUGCACAGGUGCUGCCCUCCGGAUGCCGUGGUCUGGCCCCAGACGGUGGAGCAGGUCAGUUUGCUGGCCAGUGCCUGCUACAGCCACGGUGCCCCCAUGAUUCCCUUUGGCACAGGGACGGGCUUGGAAGGUGGUGUGAGUGCCGUGCAGGGCGGGGUGUGCUUCAACCUGACGCAGAUGGACCAAAUCUUGGAGCUGAACACCGAGGAUUUUACGGUCACUGUAGAACCAGGAGUGACACGGAAGGCUUUGAACCACUUUCUGCGAGGGAGCGGCCUCUGGUUUCCUGUAGACCCUGGAGCGGAUGCUUCUCUCUGUGGCAUGGCAGCCACCUCUGCUUCCGGCACAAAUGCGGUGCGCUACGGCACCAUGCGCCACAAUGUGCUCAAUCUGCAGGUGGUGCUGCCUGAUGGGAAGGUGCUCCACACCGGCGGGCAGAAUCGGAGACCCAGGAAGAGCGCCGCAGGCUACAACCUAACCGGGCUGUUCAUAGGCUCAGAGGGGACGUUAGGCUUCAUCACCCAGGCCACCGUGCGUCUCCACGGCAUCCCAGAGGCCACCGUGGCUGCUGUCUGUGGCUUCCCUAGCGUGCAGGCAGCCGUGGACAGCACCGUGCAGAUCCUUCAGGCGUCCAUCCCCAUUGCUCGGAUUGAGUUCCNGGACGAAGUCAUGAUGCGGGCCUGUAACCGCUACAGUGGUCUGAGCUACACCGAACAGCCCACCCUCUUCCUGGAAUUCCACGGCAGCCAGCGGGGCGUCGGCGAGCAGGUGGAAGCCACGGGGGAGAUUGUGAAGUCCAACGACGGCUCCGAGUUUGCCUGGGCGCAGGAGCAGGAGGAUCGCGCUCGGCUCUGGACGGCCCGGCACAACGCCUGGUACGCAGCGCUGGCCCUUCGCCCUGGCAGAAAAGGCUACUCCACUGACGUCUGCGUCCCGAUCUCUCACCUGCCAGAGGUGCUGCUGGAAACAAAGAAGGACUUGCUCGAGUCCCAGCUCACAGGUCCCAUCGUUGGUCACGUUGGAGACGGAAACUUCCAUUGCCUCUUGUUGCAUGAUCCUGAAGACGCGGAUGAGAAAGGGAGGGUGGAGGAGUUUGCCAAGCGGCUGGGCAGGCGUGCCCUGGCGGUGGGUGGCACGUGCACGGGCGAACACGGGAUAGGCCUCGGAAAGCGCCAGCUUUUGCGUGAGGAAGUGGGCGAGGUGGCACUUUCCACGAUGCAGCAGAUCAAGGCGGCGCUCGACCCGAAGAAUCUCAUGAACCCGGGAAAGGUGUUGUGAGAGCUUGAGGGGGUCUGGCUGUCCAUUCCCCCCCCCGCCUGAAAAACAAGUGUUCCUCUGUGGCCAGUAGCAACCGUUCCCGAUGCAACACUCCCAACACAAAGGG
Pogona vitticeps (central bearded dragon) is the source of this 1789-nucleotide messenger RNA. The record is from RefSeq and is a predicted model, not a curated record. Lineage: Eukaryota; Metazoa; Chordata; Lepidosauria; Squamata; Agamidae.